Molecule: messenger RNA, 1158 nt
Organism: Cyphellophora europaea CBS 101466
Lineage: Eukaryota; Fungi; Ascomycota; Eurotiomycetes; Chaetothyriales; Cyphellophoraceae
Exons: 1
Coding region: 1-1158 (385 amino acids)
Source: RefSeq, a predicted model, not a curated record
AUGCAGGUUGAAGAGCACAAGUUCACCAAGCAGGCCCAAACACAAAGUUACGUGUCGCUUCCAUCGUUCUCGAUAUCGGGGGCUCUAAGAGCCUUUUAUGAGUGGCAACAUUGCCAACCUGAGCACGACAUUAACCUGCUUUACUCCAGUGCAGCCUUUAGCCUCAUGCAGAUCACACAAGAGAUGUUUAGCGAAGGCUCCCUAUACGGCGAGAUGCAGUGCUUGAACGAAGCCAUCAAUGGGCAGGACGCGACAACAUCUUACAGUACAGCGCUACGAAACUUAAUUCGCAGCUUGAGCCACGGAGAGCACAGAUCAGCCGAUGAGACCAUUGCUAGAGUUGUGUUGCUGGCUCUGCAGGCAAGCAUAUCGAAUUUUCAUGGACCAGAGUUCUGGAUCCACAUGCGCGGGUUGUCUGGUGUCGUUCAUGAUCGCGGGUCCUGCAAUCUGAAGACUCCUAAAGCGCAGCUUUUGAUACGAGCAUGCCGUACUGGUCUACUUUACACCCAGAUGUUCGAUCCACAAAUACCACUAGCCGAGAAUAGAGUAUGGCGUCACGGUCUCAACAUCGAGGCUGAGUACACCGAUAUGGAUACGCUUGUCGGUUUCAUGGCCUCCAUCUCGAUUCUGAUGAGGAGAGCGGCGGUAUGUCGAUCGAAGCAAGAGGGCGUAUGCGUCACCACAGAAGCCCGCCAGGUGGUCACGCAAAUGACUCUUUGGUACGCAAAAGCCGGCGAUCGAAUCAGCUGGUCAGUAUGCAAGCAAAUAGGAAAUAACGUCAAGUGUCCCCUUGACUCCUUUCUGAGCUUUGCAAAUCCAGUGUAUGCCGAGAUUUGUCUGCUAUAUCAUACCAUCCUGUUGGCUUUCGCCGAUUUCAUGGAGUCGCGUACAGGAGUGGUCACAUUCGACCUAGCCAGGUGCCCACCAUGUUUUGACGCCUUCACUCUGGCUUACAAUGUUACUCGGAUGGUACCAUACUUCCUUGCGGGAGGGAUCCUGGGAUAUUUCACGGUAAACUUCCCUGUGAGGUUCGCUCUACGUUCCUUCAAUCGUCUCGAAGCGGUGGAAUACAGGCAGUGGCUGUUGAAUGUCAUCAAGACAUCCCGUCUGGCUUCCCUUGAUACAAGGGACUUUUUCUCCGAGCGUCCACAGUGCUGA